Enterobius vermicularis (human pinworm) is the source of this 546-nucleotide messenger RNA. Lineage: Eukaryota; Metazoa; Nematoda; Chromadorea; Rhabditida; Oxyuridae. The record is from the annotation of a GenBank genome assembly.
AUGAUCUUCUUUCACUUCUUCUGGCCCGCAAUUCUGUGGUACAUACCGCUAUGCAUCGCCCAAAAUUCUGUGAGCUCGAAAGAAGAAGAGUUGAAAACGCUUGAUCUGCAUAUUCCACGCAACGCAAUUGUUCAAGUCGAAUGUGUUAUUCUAAGCAAAAAUAUUGUUUUUACUUCUCAGGAAUGCUCCUUUACAGCGUUAACCUCCAAAUAUCGGGUAUAUUUAACCGAGUCCGACGAAAGCGGUAUUGGAGUUGAAGAAAUUGCCAUCUAUACUCCCUCAAAAGCUAUCCUGUUGAGAUUACAAAGACCAGUAGAACUGUGCAACAAUACAGUUGGACGACAAUUGGAGCCUGUCUGUUGGGAAAGAAUGUCGGAUAUUUUCAUGAAGAGUAUUCAAAACGAAAAAAAUAAGACAUACUUGCAAAAAAACUACAAUUUCAUGCAACGAACUUUGAUGUUGUGGAACGAACUGAAACAAGCUGAACAAGACCCUCAAAUGUGCCCUGCACCAGAACCGCCAGUACCAGACCAAAGCAACCCAUAA